Molecule: messenger RNA, 3117 nt
Organism: Xiphias gladius (swordfish)
Lineage: Eukaryota; Metazoa; Chordata; Actinopteri; Istiophoriformes; Xiphiidae
Gene: hp1bp3
Product: heterochromatin protein 1, binding protein 3
Exons: 12
Coding region: 180-1967 (595 amino acids)
Biological process (GO): nucleosome assembly; heterochromatin organization
Cellular component (GO): nucleus; nucleosome; chromosome
Molecular function (GO): structural constituent of chromatin; nucleosome binding; DNA binding
Source: RefSeq, a predicted model, not a curated record
UCGGUGUCGGCGGCCAUGACAGUGGGAAUCCUCCGACGUGCUUGUGUGACGCCGCGACGUGACCAACGGCCGUAAUGGGGCGGGGCUCGUAAACAGAGAAAUCUAAAUAAAGGAUCGUGCAGAAAUUUACUCCAAAGUAUCUCACUUUUUCUCGACAAAUAAAAGGUUAAUCUCGUGUGAUGCCGAUACGCCGAGUAGCAGCGACUCCAACCCAGGAGAAGGCCCCCUCCGCUGCAGCAGAGAAAGAGCCUGAGGCCUCAUCGGAGGAGUCACCCUCUGCCGACGAGGAGCAGGCGGCAUCUUCAGCUGCGACAGCCGAGAUGGAGGAGGGCGAAGCCGCGGGCGAGAAGGAGCCCACAGAGAAUGGAGAGAAGCCCAGUGAAGGGGCCGAGGCGGAGAAGGGAGGCAAGGGAACAGAGAAGAAAGAGUUGAAGGAUGGCUACAAGUACGAGAAAGCCAAAGUCAAGAAGGUGAAAAGGACGAUUCCUGCGUGGGCUAGCGUCACUGCCAGCAAAAAGCUUCCUGUUACCAACUUUGCAGGCACUCAGAACAAAGUGGAUAAUAUCCUCAUUGAAGCUAUUACGUCUUGUAAUGACAAGUCUGGGGUUUCGUACCAGUCUGUCAUGAAAUAUAUAGUGAAAAAAUACCCGGAGAUGGAGCUUGACAAGAAAAAGUUUCUCAUCAAGAAAGCAAUGAAGAAGCAAUUGGAGAAGGGCACCAUCAAACAGCUGAAGGGUAAAGGCCUUUCAGGAACCUUUGCCAUCGGGAAGCAGUCCACCUUGUCUAAGAAAUCUGCUCAGAAGCAGGAGUCUCUGGGAGAUGCUCUUCCUCUCAUCAUCACUCGGCUCUGUGAGCCCAAAGAGGCCUCCUACAAUCUGAUCAAGAAAUACUUGGAGCAGCACUUCCCCAGCCUCAACAUUGAGAACAGACCAGAGGUCCUAAAGGCAGCUUUAGUGAAGGCAGUAGAGAAAGGACAACUGGAGCAGAUCACUGGCAAAGGAGCCAGAGGGACUUUCCAGUUGAAGCGUACUGGGAACCAGGUCCUGCUGAAGGGCGGUGCCUUGGAGGACGCCAUCACAGCUGCCAUCACAGCCAUGAAUGAACCUAAAACCUGCAGUACCACCACUCUACGCAGAUACCUAGUAGACGCCAACAAGGACAGAAAAGAGUACCAAUUAGUGGCCAAUCUGAGGAGAACCUUGACAAAGUGUAAAGUACUCGGAUGGAUGGAGCAGAUCACUGGUCACGGCUUCACGGGGACCUACCAGCUCUCGUUCCCUUUCUACCCAAGCCCCACCAUCCUGUACCCAGACAAGUUCAAAGAGCUUCAGAAGCAAAACACUCCACCCAAGCGGAGGCGGACGGUCGACUCUUCUGAUGAGGAAGAGUCAGAGUCAGAAGAGGAGGAAGAGUCUGAGGACGAAGCUCCCUCCCGUAAGAGGAAAUCUCAAAAGAGGCCUCCACCUAAGGCUCGCCGUCCUCCACCGACCCAGAAAUCUCGAAGUGCUAGUCAGUCAAAACCUAAAGGCAGAGGACGUCCCCUCACAAAGAAGUCUCCGGCCAAGCCAGCGGUGUCUUCAGCCAAGAGAUCGCCAAAGAAACAGUCAGCCUCUAAGAAGGAAUCCACACCGCCAUCUAAAGCCACACCUGUCAAGAGAGGAGCUCCUGCAAGAAAGCCCAAAACACCUGCCGUUAAAAAGCUGAACAAAAGGGCGUCCAAGCGACCAGUGUCCAGAGAAUCAUCCCCUGAGGAGGCCGUAGUCACAAAGGAGACAACAAGGAGCGGGUCCAAGCGAUCUAAACCUGAAGAGUCGACCCCUGAUGCGCCUGUAGUUAAAAAGCCGGUGACCAAAGGUGGAUCCAGGCAUCCCGAGCCUGAAGAGUCGUCCACCGAGGAGCCUGUAGUCAAAAAAGGGGCAAAGAGCAGCAAGCAGUCCACUCGUAAGUCAAAGAGAGGGAAAUUCUGAGCCCAGAAAGCGCCUUCCACGGACUGGGCCGCUCUGAAUAUGCAGCAGUCUGCCGCUUUGUUUCAGUGCUCUCUCUCUUUUUAUCAUUGUUUUCUCCCUUUUUAAUGGGGCAGUAGUUUUUUUAUUUCUAUUGUAGAAUAAGAACGUUAUCUUAUCCUAACAUUAAGUUUACUGUACAUUGAGAGUUUCUGAAUUUCCUUUUAAUCACCAUGUUUAGAAAAGCUCAGUUAGCGUUGCCGUUACAACAGAUGUGUGACCAGCUGCCAGCUCGGGAAACCAUAGCAGGAUCCGACAUACUGUAACUAGAGCCAUGUAGUGACUUCUGUUUUUAUAUCUCUUCCUCAUCCACUCUGUAGGUGUUGGCAGCACACAUUCCUAAUAUCAAAUGAAGUGCGAUAUCAGUGUUUUCGGAGGGGUUGAAAAGAAUGUCCAUUUUAACUUAAAAUGUGGGUUGAAAAGUUUUAACAGUUACUAAUAUUAAUAUUUUUUAAAACACAGAUUUUAAGACUGUUGUCUUGUGUCCUGGACACAUUUUAUCAGUUAUCCAUAUGUGUCCUUAUAUCAUUUUAUUAUUAAUUAUUUGUUUAUUUAAAACAAACAAACAAAAGAUGCCCCCAGAAAGGAUUAGGCCUGCUGGUGCCAGGUUGAGGACUUAACAGAGGAUCAAACACUCGUUAGUAAUCUUUUCAAAACAAGUCACAUUGGGUAAAAAGUCUUUUUUUUUUUUUCAUGUGUGUGUAAACAAGCAUAUACAUAAAUUGAUUUUAUUGCUUCACAGCUGUAAUUCAGUACAAAUCUGUAAGAAAUGUGUGUUGUGAAUAAGAAAAAGGAGGAUAAUAGCUCAUACAUACCCUGCAUGCAUGUAUUCCUUGUGUUGUUAAGCUUUUUUUCCAAGUCAUUAAUAAAAUGGCUAUAUUUGUAAACUUUGCUCUUAAGUUAAUCAUUUGAGUGGAGAAAAUCUACAAUACAACCAGUUUGUGGUUAUCCUGAUUCUGCACAAAGCUACGCUUCCCAACUGUGGGGUGCUGGAACAACCGGGUGUCCUUCAAGGAAUUUUGAAAUGAUCCACUUGAGCGAUUCACCCGAUUUAACCGCCUCACUUCCCGGAAGCGCACUCGGUGCCAGUUUGUAAUGUAUGGGGGUUGUAUAG